Molecule: messenger RNA, 1362 nt
Organism: Anopheles coustani
Lineage: Eukaryota; Metazoa; Arthropoda; Insecta; Diptera; Culicidae
Exons: 3
Coding region: 102-1112 (336 amino acids)
Source: RefSeq, a predicted model, not a curated record
AAAGAAUAGCAAAAUAUCACUCGACACAGCCGCCUUGAAUCAGUACAACUUAGAAAUAAUAUCGUCAUGAAGUAUAUAAGAAGUCGAGAAGAGUAAGAGAAAUGAAAAUGCAGUCAAAUUAUUCAACGAAUUCGGCACCUACCAAUAACGCUGGUACUAUGGGCUGGUGGACAACAAAUUCACAAACCCCAUGGGUGAUUUCAGCAAAUGAACAACAAACUGGAACAUGUCGCGAAUAUCAGCCAAUGCUACAAACAAAUACGUCCUCGAAUCCACGAGGAUUAAGUUGGUAUACUCCACCUGCGCUGGCGUAUCCUGCUGCACCAGUACAGUCAACUACAUCAGCUUUGCACGAGAGAUGUUUGGCUCCGGCCGACACUACCACAAUGCAGUUGAACGAAAGGGGAGAACUUGAGGAGGUUGUCAUUAAAGACGGUCAAGUGUUUCGAAUCAGCUUUGUGGAUGAACCGAUGCCAGCCGAACCUAGCGAAGUGCCAUACGAAACGGAAACUUUGCCUUCCAUAGCGACCGAACUGUCGCUACUGAUGGAUAACAGUAAAUUUCUAGAAAGUGCCAUUCCAGUGAACGAACUUGACCAAACCUCUUCCCGCGAUUGGAUUAAUUACGACGAAUUGCCUUUGCUGAGUCAGCAUGUGCAGUCAGUUUCAUCGAGCACUAAUCAGCUGACGCAACAGUUUUCUGCUCCCGCUUCUGGUUGCAUGUCGACCGCUAUGCGAAGCCAAGAUUCGACGUAUGACGAAAAUCAUAAUAAUCUCUGCGAAAGUAGCUCCACUGUACAAAACCUGCAUUGUGCGCGUUCGCUAAAUUUUAGCAACUACUGUGUGGAGUGUGAAAAAUUCCUACCAACGGCCGAGGCACUUGGUGCUCACAUGGAGUCGAACCAUCGACUCAUAGACGAAGCUACUAAUUACGAAAUCGGUGGAGAAUUUGGUUGGUCCUCAGCCCUCAACAACCAAACCAACAACGAAAACGAAACUAGACCAUUUAUUUGCACCAUAUGUUCUUUAACGUUUCCUCUGGAAGAAAGUUUCCAGCGACACAAUCUUUACGUGCAUGGGCGGGCAAGCAAUCGAUCAAGCAGUAAACGAUGAGGUUUAUCAUGUUUGAGGUUAUUUUUUUUCCUCAAUUUUUAUUUUAUUUCUCUUGUUUCAAUACCACCAACGUGAAAUCAUGUGCAGUUAGUAAAAUGAAUAUGAUUUCUUAAACUGAUUUCUAUCAUUAGAAUGUGAUUACUCUUUGUGAUUGUAACGUGAUGCAACAGGAUACAACAAAUUACAAACAACAAAUAUGAACGUGAAAUAAAACGUUACCAUUGGUUUAGUUGCAUACUGUAAAAGUUGA